Messenger RNA from Larimichthys crocea (large yellow croaker), 2408 nucleotides. RefSeq names its product outer dynein arm docking complex subunit 1 (gene odad1). Gene Ontology annotation, biological process: outer dynein arm assembly; cilium movement. Lineage: Eukaryota; Metazoa; Chordata; Actinopteri; Sciaenidae. Bases 92 to 1795 code for a protein of 567 amino acids. The record is from RefSeq and is a predicted model, not a curated record. Gene Ontology annotation, cellular component: axoneme. The transcript has 15 exons.
UGUGUGUGUGUGUGUGUGUGUGUGCAGGCUGGGAAGAGGUUACACUGGGUUUCUACUUUAUAAACUUUAAACUGUGAAGCUCAGUGUUACCAUGCCUCGAGGAAGAUCAGCCAGGAGUGCCUGCUCAGACAGCAGUGAAAUGGAUACUGAUGGUACAGCAGAAUCAGAGAUAGCCAAACUGCAAAGGCAGUUCAGGAUCAUGGAGGGAGAUCGGCUGGCCUACAACCUUCAGGCUCAGGAGCAGAUCCGCAAACAACAGCAGGAGAUAGAGAAGCUACUGAAGGAGCAGGAGGAGCUGCAUCGAAACCUUGGUGCCUGUAAGAGCAUCUCACGACAACAGCAGGACAGUGAGGACACCAAGAGUCUUUGUGCCCUGCUGGAGCAGAGAGACGCACUGGAGGAGGAGAUGGAGAAAGAGAAGCAGCGCCAAAAGGAGUUAGAGAAAGAGAUCGCAAACAUGCAGUUGAAGCUUGCAGAUGUGAGAAAAGGGGAGGUCAGUACUAGUGAUACAAAGAGGUCUGAGGAACGGCGGACUCAGAAGGCCAUACGUACUCUGGAAUACAAACUGGACAGAGCCUUGACUCGCUUCAAUGAGCAACUGACUAAAAACGGCCACCAGAGAGAGGAGCUGCAGACUCUUCAUAUUGAACGUGUCCGUUUCCAGCAACUACAAGACAGGCUGGACAAGGAACUCCACGAUGUCCGCAAGAAGAUUGGAGAAAUUGUCAGCCUCUCCACUGCUGCUUACGAUGCCAGGGUGGAGGCUCAGUCCAAGAUGACCAUGAUGAAGGAGAAGGCAGUGAAGGACCUUGCCCAGUACAACACUGAGAUGAAAGAACUGGAAAGGGUUAUUGCACAUGAGUGUAGCUUGAAAGAUUUCAUGAGCACCAAGUGCAGCGAGAGGAGUGGGCUGGAUGAUGGCCCUGAGAUGGGACACAGGCAGUUGUCUGAGCUGAAGGAGCAGAAGAGGAUGGAGUCAGGGGAAGAGUCACUGGACGCUCUGGAAGAAGUGUUUGAGAGGAUUCAGACUGUGACAGGGGAGGACAACCUGGACAUGCUGGUCACCAGGUUCAUCCAGGCUGAAGACCGGAACUUUGCACUCUUCAAUUUUGUAAAUGAGCAAAACAAUGAGGCUGAGGCACUGAGGGAUCAAAUCAGUCAGAUACAAGUAGAGAUUGAGGAGUUUCGAGUAGCAGGUUUACAACAGGAGAAAGAUCAUCAGUCUUUGCUGAAAGACAUUGAUGAGCAACGUCAGGAAACUGAGUUCAAAGCUGACAACUAUGAAAACCAAGCCAACAUCACAAGCAAAAUCCUGGACGAGGUUAAAACAGGAGUGAACAGUAUCUUCUCUAAAAUGGAGUGCGACCGCUCAGUGAUAGAGGAUAAACUGGGCUCCUCCUCAGGGAUCAGUGAGAACAACAUCAUGUCCUACCUGAGUCUGGUGGAACAAAAGACCAAUGACCUGCUCGCCAUACAAGCUUUCCUCAAUUCCAAAGAUCUGGAAAAAGACUACAAUCCAAAAGACCUGGCUAAAUUUCUUUUGGGUCAAAAUCCAGAACUGCUUCAACAGAAUGUUAGCAUCCAGCCUGCAAUCGACAGCGUGGAUUAUGAAGCAGAAGAGUCUUCUGUCACUGAUGAGGAAGAACAGCCACUUUCACAGGAGGAACUUCGCCAAAGAAUAAUAAAAGGGGUUCUGCAGAAAGAGAGCUCAGUCCGGCAGGCUGAAAACAAGACAUCGAAGAACAGUCAGCAGUUUGAUGGCAGACGGCGCUCCCUGGAAGACGCACUGAUCUGACGCAAUCAUUGACCGGAUCAGUUUAGUUAAUGUGCACAUAUUAAAAACAGGACCCUCAUCCUCAACGUCAUCUGCUGUUGAAGGGCCUGCUUUCAUUGUUUACCGUAAUAUAGAUCACUGUAGGGCCAUGACCGCUGAUCGAACCAGCUUGAUUGGCCAUUUUGAAAUGUUGCAGCUUGCGCAUAUAAACAUUUAAAGCUUAAUAAUGUUAUGUGUAUGUCACAUUUUAUGAUGAAUAAUUGGCAUGGCCUGUAUAUUAUAUCUUGUUGUGAUUUGUUUAGUUGUAACUAAUCAGGUUUGGUGUUAUAAAGAUGCCUUUUCAGACUCUGGUCACCAGCUGUCCUUUUGAUGUGUGACUUGCCAUCUGGCUUUGACUAUACAAUCUGGUCUCAGUACAGCCCUCCCUCGCUGGCAGUGCUUCAUUACAUGAUACUUGCUGCUAUGCUCAAAAGGAAAGGUGGGGGGCAGCAGAACCUUUUGUAAUCGUAAUUGGCAUGCUGAGACCUUGAUUCUGUUUCCAAAAAGGAGGCGAGAAGCUUUUAGCGCUUCACUGUACACACUGAUAUUGAACACAUUUCUGUCCCUGGAAUAAUAAUUAUUUUAUUUUGGUGAA